Messenger RNA from Aspergillus ochraceoroseus IBT 24754, 1013 nucleotides. Its product is annotated as putative GPI anchored cell wall protein. The record is from RefSeq and is a predicted model, not a curated record. The transcript has 3 exons. Lineage: Eukaryota; Fungi; Ascomycota; Eurotiomycetes; Eurotiales; Aspergillaceae. The coding region runs from base 370 to 858 and encodes 162 amino acids.
GAAAGAGAGAGCGAUCGGCAGGGCCAGUAGUGCCCCCAUUGGGUGAAACCGCCCUGUGAUGAGGGUCUCGUCCCCCCUUCAAUUCCCGCCUCGUUCGUCCCCCAACUUCAGUCAAGAUCUUGACUUCAUCAUCUAUCUCUUUCUUGCCUCUUAUUGUUGUCUGUCACUCUCUUUUGCAGACCUUUCUCUCUCUCUCAUUUUCAUCAUCUCUUACAGUCUUUACCCCCCACCAUAUCCAGUCACUCUUUCACUACCUACCUACACCACACUCAUUUCAACCCCCGAAUCCUACCGCCGUCGUUUGAUUGAUUCCCCUUAACCCGUUGAUCGGAUUGCGUGUUAUUUAUCCUUCGACUAUUCAACGCCAAAAUGUUCUUCACCAAGUCCUCCCUGCUCGUCGCUCUUUUCGCCCUUAGCAAUCUUGUCGUUGCGACUGGCACUCCUUCCUGUCUGCUUUCCGCUGUGGGCGCCCAAUCCGAUCCAGCCAACCUCAAGGCCGUCUGUGUCACGAACGGCGAUGCUGUUCAGUCCCGCAUCCAUGAUUUGUGCGGCUCCGAUGCUCAAGAUGCUUUAGAGUACUUCCAGAGCACUUGUUCCACCGGUGGCUACAAGAUUGCCAUCAAGUCCACUUCCACCUCCGCGUCCAGCAACAGCACCUCGACUACCGAUUCUGGCUCUAGCACCUCUACCGGCUUUACCACCACCACUGCUUCCGCCUCUAGCUCGACUUCUGCCUCGGGCAUUGUCUCAACCACUCCAACUGCUAGCCAAACCCACUCGAGUGCUUCGUCCGACAAACAGGUCUCUGCUGCUGCCUUUGCUGCCGUGGUUUUCCUCGGCUUCGCAGCCACACUUUAAAGACACUUUGAUUGCUGUGUAUUAUAUUUGAUACCUGGACAAGCUUUUCCAGAAUAUAUUUGAGGCAUAUCUUUUUUUUUUUUUCAAUUCAUGUUCCAUUAAUCGAUUAGGACUUGCAUACUGGAAUACAACCUUGCGAUCUAUGAGCACGCUAU